AUGGCCGAAAACAUUCCCCAGGAGCCUAGCCUUGUUCAAGGCCAUGUUCAGUAUGCCAAAGGAAUUGCAGAGGCAGCUGUUGGGGACAUGACUGGAUCGCAUCCCUGGAAGUCGUCAGGCGAGCAAGACAAGGCAGCGGGCAUAUCGGCUAUGAAAACAGCAGGAGAGAAGAGGGAUGCUUCCCAAGGAUACGGAAAGCCCGAGGAACUGGCUGGCAAGCUGACGGGCUGCGAGGGCAUGAAGAAGGAGGGGAGCGAGAGCAGCAGCAGGAAGCACUGA
This is a messenger RNA of Metarhizium brunneum ARSEF 3297, 279 nucleotides long. RefSeq lists its product as uncharacterized. Lineage: Eukaryota; Fungi; Ascomycota; Sordariomycetes; Hypocreales; Clavicipitaceae. The record is from RefSeq and is a predicted model, not a curated record.